AUGCAGAUUUUCGUCAAGACUUUGACUGGGAAGACCAUCACGCUGGACGUGGAGCCUUCGGACUCGAUCGACAACGUCAAACAAAAGAUCCAAGACAAGGAAGGCAUCCCGCCUGACCAGCAGCGCUUGAUCUUUGCGGGCAAGCAGCUCGAAGAUGGCCGCACGUUGAGCGACUACAACAUCCAAAAGGAAUCGACGUUGCACUUGGUUCUCCGCCUGCGUGGGGGUGGUAAGGUGCACGGUUCGCUGUCUCGUGCCGGUAAGGUGAAGAACCAAACCCCCAAGGUGGCCAAGAAGGAAGACACGAAGAAGCAAAAGCGUGGCCGUGCCAAGAAGCGCAUCCAGUACAACCGUCGCUUUGUCAACGUGGUCGCUGGCGCCAAGAAGAUGGGCCCCAACUCGAACGCCCCCAAGAACUAAGUUGAUCAUGGCACAGCUCUGUCGUCAGUGACCUUGUCGAUCUUCGCAUUUGCGUAGGGGAGAGUUCUCUCGAUCCUUAGCACACCUUGUUUAAUACAGCAUGCCUCGAACAUGCAUGUUUCCCGCCGAGUGUCCA
Aphanomyces invadans is the source of this 556-nucleotide messenger RNA. Its product is annotated as polyubiquitin. Gene Ontology annotation, cellular component: nucleus; ribosome; cytoplasm. NCBI's taxonomy places the organism in Eukaryota, Oomycota, Saprolegniomycetes, Saprolegniales, Verrucalvaceae. Gene Ontology annotation, molecular function: structural constituent of ribosome; ubiquitin protein ligase binding; protein tag activity. The record is from RefSeq and is a predicted model, not a curated record. The coding region runs from base 1 to 420 and encodes 139 amino acids. Gene Ontology annotation, biological process: protein ubiquitination; translation; modification-dependent protein catabolic process. The transcript has a single exon.